This is a messenger RNA of Hyaena hyaena (striped hyena), 2906 nucleotides long. It is a transcript of the gene SAXO2, whose product is annotated as stabilizer of axonemal microtubules 2. The record is from RefSeq and is a predicted model, not a curated record. The transcript is spliced from 4 exons. Gene Ontology annotation, biological process: microtubule anchoring. Gene Ontology annotation, cellular component: sperm flagellum; centriole; axonemal microtubule. NCBI's taxonomy places the organism in Eukaryota, Metazoa, Chordata, Mammalia, Carnivora, Hyaenidae. Gene Ontology annotation, molecular function: microtubule binding. Bases 57 to 1421 code for a protein of 454 amino acids.
CGGGCAGAAGCUGCGGGCGCCGAGCGGCCGAGCGGCAGCGGCUGCCCGCCGCGAGCAUGAGGAGCCGGUGUCUGUGUCAGAUCUGCACCUGCGGGCGCCAUCACUGUCCACAUGGAGCCACAAGGAUUUAUGAAGCCUCUGGCAUACCUUGCCCCACAACUGAAUAUGUGGAAAAAUAUCCUACGUACGGCAACGUUCCUCCACCUCCGAGUCUUAAGCCCAAGCAAGAAUUUCGAGCAGGCCGUGGUAAAAUGGAAGGAAUAACGACAUUUAAAUCAGAUUAUCGUCCUUACGAAAUAGUCAAACAGCCUCGCCACGUACCAGAAGAAUAUAAACCAAAACAGGGGGAGAUUGAUCUUGGCACUACCUACAAACGGGAUUUCAAUUCUUACAAAGCGCAGCCUGUGGCCAUCGUCCGGCCUCUGGAGAGGCAGCAAGUUAAACAAGGAAAGUUGGACACGGUCCCAACCUAUAAAGAUGAUUAUAGAACUUGGGACAUUCAGAAAAUGGACCUUUGUAAACCAGAACAAACUUAUCAUCCCCCUACUGUGAAAUUUGGAAAUUCAACUACAUUUCAGGAUGAUUACGUUCCUCAGGAGAUACAGCCGAGGCAAAGCUUUAAACCCAGCCCUGUGGUCAAACGUUCUACCAUCCCUUUUAAUGGUGAUACAAGUCAUCGCCUUGACUAUGUACCUUAUCAGCUGGAAUUCAAGUUUGCAAGACCACGAGAGGUGUACAAGCCAACCACCCAACGCUUUGAGGAUCUCACAACUCACCGGUAUGACUUUCAGGGCCUUGCUGGCGAAUCCGCGAAACUUUGCAGACCUGCGUACACCAGAGUGACCCAAAAUGCUCCUUUUGAAGGAAGCACCGAAUUCCGCGAAAGCUUCCAACCAUGGGAAAUCCCACCACCUGCACUCAAGAAAACACCAGAGUACGUCCCUCCCACGGGUCCCAUGCAGUUAAACAGCACAAGCCAUCUUGACUACAUUCCCUAUCAGACCAAAUGUGGUGUUCCCAUCAGGCCGGUUUCUCAGAGAAGAAAUAAUAAUUUUCCUUUUCAAGGAAAAAGCACCACGAAGGAAGAUUUUCCAGCCUGGGAAAGCUGUCGCCAAGGACUUAUUAAGAGGCAGCAGCAGAUCCCCAACCCAUCUGGAAAAUUUGAUGGUUGGACCACUUUCAGGUCUCACUAUGUGCCACAUGAGCUCAAUCCAACAGAGAGCUGCAAACCUGCGUGCGCUACAAGGAAGAGCUCUGCUCCGUUUGACGACACUACCAUGUACUCUCUGGAGUACACCCCGAAGAAACAGGAAAUCUGCCCCGCUAGCUUCCCCUCUCCUCCAGGUUAUAUCUUUGAAAGUACAAAUUCUCGAGGUCAUCGAUUCUUCCGCAAGAUCACACCCACGGUGGAGGCCUUCUGAUCACCAAACCAUGUUUAAAAGGAAGCUAAUGGGAUAAUUGGUUCUCGAAGGGCAAAGCCAAUUUUUUAUAGUGAAAAUCAUUUACGGGAGGGGUAAAACAAAUCAUUUUACAUUUUUAAACAGGAAAAUUGGAAAAUUAAUGGUAGGAAAGAAGGCCCUUCAAAUCCAUUUUGUAUUGAUCUCUUACCAAGAUUGUUCUUUGUGCUACUCUGAAAAUUGAAUAAUGGACAUUCGUAUCUGAACUCUCUUGAUUCCCAACCUACCGUUUGGUCGCUUGUCUCUAUUAUCCUUUAUACUUAGGCUUUUAAUUACAGCAAUUUCAUGGUUACUCACAACCUGGUUAUCACGUGGCAAGCACACUGGAACUGUCCAGCACACCUCUGACCACGACGGGUGGAUUCCUCGUCCGGGACAACGGUCUUCAUCUCAGACCUCAGUCAGUGCGUGCACACCCUGCCUGCGCUGCGGUUGGUGGGGUCGAGGGCGACUGCCCCGCUCCUCACACACUCAGGUUCGUAAGAGGGGCCGCAGUGCGCGGGGAAUAAAGGCUCUGAGUUCGGGUUCCACUGACAUCAGCUGCUGUUUGUGCCAACGCAGGCCGAUGAUGGGUAUCUCUGAGCCCCAGCGUCCCCACGUGUAAAAAGACAUUUGCUCUGCUCAGCUCACCAACGUUCUGUUUUGAGCAUCAGAGCAGAUGAUUCAUCGUAACCCGAAAGUAAAAGUGCCAAGCAAGUGUCCGAGAUGGUCAGUAAGUCCCUUAACCUCUUUUUUGAACCUGUUUUCUCCUUUUCCAAACGAGGGUCAUUACCUACUCAACACUCACUUUCUGGCCUGAGGCAAGGAUUGUAAAAUGACCGAAUUUGCUUUGAGCUCAUGAGUAGUAAGAUUUCUGAGUCUUGUCCUCAGGCGCCUGAGAACUUGUUAUGGAGCACGGAGAGCUUGGUCUGGGGGAAUCCCGCGGUUUGAAAGACAGUGUUUAUGGGAAGGAAAACACUAUGUUUUCGAAUAGUUUUAGGAAUGGCCAAGAGCUCUGAAGAAUUUCAGGGUGACCCCAGGUAAUGACGUACCUAAUUGCCAUGCCUGGAGUCGUGGUUCAGGUCUGGGGGGCUCGGUCUGGGGCAUAAUUAUGUCCUUCUUCUCCAGUGCGAGCUAAGCGCUAAGAAGGGAGGGAAAGAAUGAUGUCAGUGAGUAAAGCAGAAAGCAAAUAUUGCACUUAUAAAUGCUACAAAUUUCCUAAUGAAUUAAACUGUUGUUUUUAUUUUUUCUUUGGCAAACGAUUGCAUUAGCGGAGAGUAUGAUUUAUUUUAUCACAAAUAAAUCUAUAUAAAGCCUUUUAUAGCCUUAGAAUUCUUUCACAUUAUGUGCUUAAUUGAGAAUAAGUUCACCAAUAUUGGGUCAAAAUGUUUAUUGGAGAGUAGCUUGUAUGUCCGUUUGUAUUUAUCAGUGAACACUAUGACAUGUAGAAUUCUAUAUGCAACAUUAAUA